CUAGACUACAAGACUAGACUAGUAUAGUCUAGCUCUGCUAGCUCUAGCUCUGGCCUACAAAAUUAUUGUUCUUGUUCGAAAUUUGACGAAAAUGGUCUUCACGCCAGAGAAACAUGAUGAUGCUGCCUUUUGGUCCGGGGCUCCAGUGGUUCGUUGUUAUGAUGUCGACAAUCAGGAGGAAAAUGCUGCCGACAUUUUCCAGGGUUAGCAGGGUAACGUUAGGCUUGACCGUGCUUCUGGCGAGUGUGAUAUUCAUAAUGUACCUGGUUGCAAGUCGUAUGAACAGUGAUACGCCAAGGCACCCCUCCUCUCCUCUAGCGCAGAGAAAUAACAGAGAGCAGAAGGCUUGCAAAGGAAUCCUGCUGGUGGUGAUUUUCAACUUCCCGUACUUCAAGAACGUGCCCAUGCUACGCGAUAUGUACGGUGACACGUUCUCCAAGGUGGUGUUCUUUGCCGAUGAAAGCGACGAGGCGCUUGACGUGCAUGCUGUGGCGCUGGAGAAAGGCUACUUUCAGCACCGGGCCGUGUCAGCGGCCAUGCUCAUGUACCCUGGUUACGACGGGUAUCUAUGGACGGGCGAUGACGUGCUGCUGGACCCGUACAAGAUGCUGUCGACGCUGAACAUGGAUCAGCUGUGGCUAGCCGGCUAUGACGACAGCGUGUACUGCGUGGAGGACGGCACGAAGCCGGCGUGCACGCACCACGAGCACUGGGACGGGCUGCUGCGGAACGGUGAGCGCAGCAGCAAGGAGGACACGGGCGCGGAGGGACGCACGGCCGCACGGCUGGCCCUGGCGCGCCUGCCCGCGCCGUAUCGGAAACGCUCGCGCAACGCGCUGCGCUGCGAGGACUGCUUCCUUAAGGGCCCGUCAGAUGUCGGCUAUGUGCCCAGAGCCAAGGUCUCCGAGUUCCUGCUCACGUCGCUCUUCUUCCACGACAUAUUCUUUGAGUUUGCUGUUCCGACGAUGUUUCUCCUGUUGGCACCGGGCCGAUCCAACAUGGAGGUUCCGGCAGCAUUCUACUCAUGGGCCAAGAAUCCAGACGAGCGCUUCAACGAAGUCGCGACCAGCUGGAAAUCCGGCCGAUUCAUCUUCGUCCACCCGGUCAAGCUGAGCGUCCCGGUGCAACGGGAGAGCGCGUUCAAAUGGCUCGCGCAGGCAAAGCUCAACAGUCGCUGGUCGUCUCGCAACCGGUGCACGUAACGUGUGCACUGGGAUGCUUUGCUGUUUCCGCUGCACAAGAUGCUUUGUGCACCACCUCCACCACCUCCACCACCACGUCCACCACCAUCACCACCGCCGACGCACGCAAACACGGGAUAUUGUAUGCACGAUAUGUCGGAAUAGCCCGACUGCUUUCUCGUGCUUAUCUGGUGUCCGGAUACCCGCCUUCACAGCUGUCUUCUUCGGCCUUCUCUCGGUCAUCCAGCGACGAUGACUCCGCCGUCUGGCCAAUGCCACCACUCGCGCCACCGAUCUGUAGGUGUGCGCGUGUUAGUGCAAGCUAAUGUAGGGACAACGUACACUAGUCAGAACCACUAGUCUUGUAGUUCAAGUACACGCGACGCCUUGCGAAUGCCACCACUCGCACCACCGAUCUGUAUGUGUGUGCGUGCGUGUGCGUUAGAGCACGCUGUAGAGUGACGCACACAGGACAACCGCUGUCGCAGUUCACGUACGCACGACGCCUCGUCAAUGCCACUCCCGCCAAUCUAGAUCGUGCACGCGUGCGCGGUAAAGCCAUCGCUGUACGUUAUUGCGGCAAGCACAGGACCACUGCUGCUGCACUGCAAGUAGAUGCAUACGGUAACAAGGCUGUAACUAGGCUGUAACAGUGACCAAGAAAGAAACCGAUUUAAAAUAGCUAUAUUGUACAUGUACAGUAACAUAGCAACACGUACAGUAACAUAGCAACACGUACAGGACGUUUGACGUGAUUCGCGCUGUGACAUGACGUGACGCGCCGGAAAAAAAACCAAAAUAUUUAUCUUAUCGAAUAGCUCCUAAAGCGGUGGGGAGUAGAUCAGACCCACCACGAAGACAAGUGGUCAAAGACGGAAAAUCCAAUUCGCUGCAUCCAUGCUUCCAUGUACAGUACAAAGGAUUGCUUAUUAUUGAUCUACUACGGUAUGUGCUAUUAUCAACUUCAAUUAAAAAAUACUAGAACUUCUGAAACGUUGACUCUACCCCAACCUGUGCUGCUACUGUUAACUUAGUCCUUAUCCAGUCUAUAUUAUAUCGUUCUCUCUACUCCUUGAUCCCUGACGGCAGUGGGCGUUCCUGAGUGUGCAUAGCGAGCAUUCAGUUAGAAGAACUCGCGCGAAACUUCAUUUUUUUUAAUUUUUUUUAAUUAUUACCUAGGGUUGGUUUCUUGAUAACAAGUGAAUUAUUGCCACAUUAAAAUCAUUUUGUGUUCAACCUUUGUCCAAAACAUGUUUACACUUUUAGCAUUUGUGCACA
Sycon ciliatum is the source of this 2459-nucleotide messenger RNA. RefSeq lists its product as uncharacterized. NCBI's taxonomy places the organism in Eukaryota, Metazoa, Porifera, Calcarea, Leucosolenida, Sycettidae. The transcript is spliced from 2 exons. The record is from RefSeq and is a predicted model, not a curated record. The coding region runs from base 114 to 1202 and encodes 362 amino acids.